AUGGAGUCUGGACCAGCUGAGCAAGAUUUUGACGAUGAGAUUUCGCUCGCAUCUACUGAUGACGGGGAUGGUGACGAGCUGUUCGUCGCCCAAAUCCUGGCGGAAAGGCACGUUAACGGAGAGCCCCACUGUCUGAUCCGAUGGCAAGACCUCCCAAUAGCAGAGGCAACAUGGGAGCCCAGAGAGAACCUACCAGAUGAACUCAUGGAGACAUGGGAGCAGACAAAGGCAGACCAAGAAAAUGGAUUGGCUCCAAAGUUCAGGGUCCAGGAGUGGAAAGAUGCAGCCACCAAGAGCUACGAGUUAAAGCUUGCCCGGCACCAUCGUCGCAACGCCGUGCGAGCAAGACGCGGCCACCCCCAGACGACAUUGUCAACACUUUAUGAGUUUAUGCAACAGAUCAGCAUGUAUCCGAAUGAAGAAGAAGAGGAAGAGGAAGAGGAAGAAGCUGAUCGGGUUGGUCCAAGCCACGCGGAAAUGUGGUUGGAGCAAAACCUGUUAGACAACCCGGCAUCUGGUCAUGCAAAUCCAUCUAUGAUAAUAUCAGAAGCUUCAGCGAUAUUGGUAGAAGACUCUCCUUCCCCCCAAGAAAUUAUCCGAGAGGGGCUUUUCGGAACACCUGAUGAAACCAGUCCUGUCAACCCGCCAGAGAAAGUAGCUGUGGAUCAUCCCGCCAAGUUGAAGUCAGCAUUGAAGAGUGCCGAAACCACGACGCGAGCUUCCGUAAGCUUCAUUCUUCCACCUUCAGACACUUCCCAUGAGGUGCUAAAAAGGCCCUCUCUCUCUCAUCGGGCGAUUGCAGCAAGGUCACGGCCAACAGGGCACACAACAAACGUCUUCGCAGGCGGUCGCACUCGCAAGGGGAGAGGAACGCUGAGUGAAGUAGCAGCAAACCCAGAAGUCAACCCUAAAUUCUUAAACUCGCGACUCAAAAGGAAGAUAGAGUUACAGCGUCGAGAUAGAGAAGGAAUCAAAGAACCAGCUCGUCGGCCAUCCGGACUGAUCUCUCUUGAUUAUAACAAUCCACAAGAUACGCCAAGUGAGCAACAAUCAGCCGAUAAUUCCAAAGAUGAUCAAGUCCACGGGAAACGCAGAUCUCCUACAAAGGGUGUUGCUCAUUGGGAAGAUGAACCGAUGGAAAUAGACCCAGGCGAUAGCCUUUUUGUAUCUGAUCAGACUCCUUCACCAGCCCCACAUGAUUCAGACGACGAAAUGACCCAGCCCGACACUGAAGAGCAGCCAGCAAGUCAAACAGUAUGCAAAACCGUGCAACUGGGUCCUGACAGACAAAGUGUUGUUACUCUCUCGUUUUACGGGAUACCUCAGGAAACUGGCCUUGCUUGGACAGAGCAGUUUCGUUCAAAUGAGCGACUCGUCUUCACACAUACUUGCAAUUCUCAGGACUUCUUAUGCCAGACAGGCGCAAAUGGCAGCCUAUCAAUUGUACGACUUUGCGAAGGCACCGUCCUGUCAUAUACAGAGAAUGAAUCCCUCAAAAGCGUGGCGAGUAACCUAAAACUAGGGUCUCUGGGAUUGCUCUGUCCUGGCGAAAACUUCUGCGUGUAUAUGUUCUUCCCUGACAAGCUUGAGGGUCAACUGAUCCAAGACUGUGAUACUAUAACCCUCGAAUACCAUAUUUUCAAGCAAGUUGGGUCCCUGGCUCCAUUAAUGCUGGGUCCCGCUCCGCAACUGAUAGUCUCAGACAAGAGCGACAAAACUUCACCGUUUUGGUCAAGACCUUUGGAUCAAAUUUUUGGCCACAAAUAUGAACAAUUACUUCCUAUUCACGCAAGCAAUGCUGAGAAGCACAAUUUUUUCUUAGCCUUUCCUACUCGCGCGGAACAGGAAGCUCUCCUUUUGACCCUAUGGCUGCGAGAUAACCAGAGCGAUUGUGAUAUUCGAGCCAGUUACGCAGGAGGUCCCUGGUCAAGCUUCUUAAAAUUAGCCCACGGGGUCGUCAUUAUUCACGAAGACGUACUCUGGACAAUACGAAAAAUCCCCAAAUUGCACGAACUUUUACAUGGUCGCAGAACGCACUUUACGUUUUGGAUGUUCAGUCGCUCUACUCUACCCCUUCACUCACUUGGCUCUGGGGGCUCGCCAGCUCCCCCUCUAGGCGACAUCCGUCUUUACCGUGUGUUCGAUCCGGGAGCAGCCUUCUUAGUUACGCCCAGCUUCUUGGUCUCUGAGCCAGAGCAUGCGUAUUCGUUUUUGAAGUGGUUCUGGAACAAUUAUGUCAAAACUUUCGACGUGAGCCGACCCAGGAAGUUGGUUCUAUGCGCAAAGGUGGACGAAUGGAUGAACAACUUAUACCUGGAGCAGAUUACGACGAGACGCAAACAUCCGGCUUCUGCUUCAGAGGAAGAACUCAAUGCCAAGGGUAUAUCCGAUAAGGCAAUAGAGUGUCGAUGGAAGACUUUCAAGCUGUUCCAGCAGCUUCUUGCAGACGCUCCUGACGAGGGUGCUGGGAGCAUUGUCCUUGCUCCCGAAGCAAUAGACGGGAACGAUGAACAGAGUUUGGUCAAUUGGUUCGGCGAGUGGUCUACUUUAAAUAUAGAUCAGUACCGGAGAUAUACUGUCAUAGGCUGUGGCUGGCAAAGCGAAGAACGGCUCUCGAGAACUCUUCGGGCACCAAAAUACGAAGAAAACGUCAUAAACGAUCCAGACGAGGCACUUGCGGGUGCUCCGAGUCAACUUGAACCAUCGUCGCCUCCUCCUUCUGCGCCGCGAGCAUUUAGAGAAGACGAAAGCUUAUCAAUAAAGGAGCGGCUGUUUGAAAUGUCCGAGGAGGCCAAACGGGACUUUACUCCUGUGAAAACGUACCUGUACCCCGUGGCAUACUCAACUUCAGAUGUUGCUUUCCGGCUCGGAGACAUCACAUCAAAAUACUAUACAUAUGAACAAUGGUUUAAUUUUUUCUGGAAAGUAUUUGAUCCGACUCGCAGGCUACCGCAAAAUUCGUACGCCGGGCUGUUUUACACAUUUGAUGAGCAGCAAGCUUCGUCUCGUGCAUUUCGCAACGUCCAACGUUCCCCAUGGGUGGCUCUAUUUCGUCCAGUAAACCCACAUAUACGACCGUGGAGGAGUUUAGAGCUAUUCAUAUGGGAUGUUAGUUAUUCAGAAAGCAUCAGAAGAGGCAGGGCGUUUUGUUAUUCGGAUCUCCUUGAAGGUCAGCAGCGCUUGAUAGGCUACCUACAAGAAAAAACCCGAGAUAAACUCCCUCUCGAAAAGGUUUGGGUCGGCGCUUUCGGAGCCAAGCCUGGCAGUGCCCCUGCUCUGGAUAUCACAAUCCAAUGGCUCGGUGGCCUGUCGAUGAAGGUUAAAGACUGGAUACCUGCACCAGCCAAAGAUAUUGCCGGUAGGGGAUGGAAUCUUGUCACUGCGGAGAGGUCAUCAGGAGAUCAGGAGGGCAACGGCAUUCCUGCUCGUGGCGAAGACGAUAUGAGGGGACAUUCGCCGCCGGAAGAAGACGCAUCGCCCCGAAAGAGAAUUUUUCAUCCACCACAGGGGCAUGGCCAAUACAAAUAUACUAAAUGCAGAAAUCGGCUGUACCAGUGGGCCCGACAAUUCGAUCCCAAGAUGGAACGGAAGAGUUUCGAGUAUGUCUUCAGGCCAACAAUAGACUGGUAUAGCGAGCAGUGUGAAGAAGGGCGGGGGUUUGAACAUAUCAAGGUCUUGCCGUGGAAAGAUAUAUUUCAAGUGUACAAAAUCGAGGAGUUUUUGCAAAAACGAGGCUGA
Messenger RNA from Trichoderma virens Gv29-8, 3738 nucleotides. RefSeq lists its product as uncharacterized. The transcript has a single exon. NCBI's taxonomy places the organism in Eukaryota, Fungi, Ascomycota, Sordariomycetes, Hypocreales, Hypocreaceae. The record is from RefSeq and is a predicted model, not a curated record. Bases 1 to 3738 code for a protein of 1245 amino acids.